Lichtheimia ornata is the source of this 2373-nucleotide messenger RNA. RefSeq lists its product as uncharacterized. Bases 1 to 2373 code for a protein of 790 amino acids. The transcript has 19 exons. NCBI's taxonomy places the organism in Eukaryota, Fungi, Mucoromycota, Mucoromycetes, Mucorales, Lichtheimiaceae. Gene Ontology annotation, cellular component: mitochondrial membrane. The record is from RefSeq and is a predicted model, not a curated record.
AUGGCCGACGAUACUAGAGAUAAACUACAAGCGCUCAUGGAGGAGUACAAGAACAGCGAUCCAGCCAACAAUGUUCGUCAACAAGUAGUCCUUCAGGAUGACAAUGAGCACCGCAACUUGACGCAAGAGCCACGACGUAUGCGUGAAGAUCCAGUGGCGUUUAUGCUAAAUCUCGGAUUACAUUACAGGGGAACUGGAUGGCGUGGCUACAAGACUUACAUUGGCAACAAGAUCUUUUACCCUGAAUUCUCACCCCGAAUGAAGUCUCUUGUUCUCAACAGCGAAGCAGUUCAAAAGGUGAUCGAUGAAUUGGCCGAUCGACAAGCUGAACGACUCGCCACUGUCCAAAAGAAAAAGAACAUUUCUGAACAAGAAUAUCAACGUCGCAUGGCACGUCAACGUAAAGCACUGAGAAAGGAACUUGAAGCAGUCGCCAAAGGAAUUGCAGACAAAUGUGUCUCUACCAUGGAUGAUAUUCGCAAUGUGAGAUUCUUUGCUUUUGCUCUCAACAAUAUCCUCGUUCGCUUGUAUCAUCAAGGCAUUCACAUCAAGGAAAGCCAAUGGGUCGAGUUGAAGCGAAUUGCAUUGAUGGCACAACAAAAGAAGCAAUCAUUGAUCCUUGCACCGUGUCACAAAUCACACAUCGAUUAUCUGGUGGUGUCCUACAUCUUUUUCCGGCUAGGCCUCCAGAUCCCUCAUAUCGUCGCUGGAGAGAAUCUUGAUCUCCCUCUUUUGGGACCUUUCUUGAAAUCAUGUGGUGCGUUCUUCAUCAAGCGAGAGUGGGGUGGCAAUGGCUUGUACAAGACGAUCAUGGAGGAAUACAUUACCACAUUGCUUUUGGAAGGAAUGAACUUGGAGUGCUUUAUUGAGGGAACACGAUCUCGCCUUGGAAAGCUGCUAUCGCCCAAGCUGGGUAUUGUCAAGAUCGUAUUGGAUGCUAUCAUCUCAGGGCGAGUUUCUGACUGCUUCAUUGUUCCCAUGUCAUUGGGUUAUGACAAGAUCAUUGAAACUUCAAGCUAUGCGAACGAGCUUUUGGGUAAUCCAAAGGAAAAGGAAAGCUUAUGGGGGUUGGUUACCAAUACUCGCAUUCUGCAGCUGAAAUGGGGUAGAGUGGAUGUCCGCUUGAGCAAACCAUUCUCAUUAAGAGGUUGGCUGGAAGAUCAGCUCAAUAUGCGCGGGUCAAUGGAUUUGACGAACACUGGACAAAAGUCAAUACUUUUGAAAUCUUUGGGUUAUCGCAUUCUCUCUGAUAUCAAUGCUAUUUCCGUUGUGAUGCCAUCCGCAUUACUAGGCACUGUGAUGCUCACCUUACGUGGUCGUGGUGUUGGUAGAAGCGAACUUAUUCGGCGUGUGGAUUGGUUAACGAGGGUGAUCCGUUCCAAGGGUGGUCAAGUGGCUGAAUUUUAUGGCAUGUCUACUGGUGUCGUGGUCGAUCGUACUGUAAGCAUCCACAAGGAUCUCAUCGCUGAACAAAAGGUCAAGGAUCUUUUGGAGCCAACAUUUUAUUGUGUCAACCCAUUCGAGCUCUCCUAUUAUCGUAAUCAAGUGAUUCACAUGUUUGUGGAAGAAGCCAUUGCAUGUGUUGCUUUGUACACUGUGGUCAAGCUUGGUGGCAGCAAAGUGAACCAGCGCAUGAGAUAUACCGAUUUACUGGAAGAGAUUUCGUUCCUUUCAAGCUUGCUCAAAUUGGACAUGAUCUACAAACCUGGAGGUGUCGAGAACAAUACCCGAAGAACAGUGAGAUGGCUCGCUGAUAACGACGUCUUUGAAGUCACGGAUGAUGGCUGGGUGACCUUAUCAGACGCUGAACGAGCCUGUGGACGCGAGAAUUAUGAUUUCCUUUGUUUCUUGAUUUGGCCUUUUAUUGAUUCGUAUUGGCUCGCUGCUGUCAGCUUAUUCUCGCUUGCUCAACCUAAUCGACCCUCUGGAACAACAGGACCCGUCAAAGCGGACAUGAAGGUGUUUUCUAAUCGAGCACAAGCCCUUGGUAAAACAUUGUAUUAUCAAGGUGACCUGAACUACUUGGAAGCAGUCAACAAGGAGACUUUGAGCACUGCAUUCAAUCGAUACCAAGAACAAGAUAUCAUUACAAUCCAACGCCAUCCCACUCCUAAGCCAUGGAUAGAGAUUUCAUUAACGGAUCAUUAUGUACCUGAACGCGUGAAUGGCAUGUUGAUGCCUCAAGGCGCCCUGUGGGAUCUAGCGGACCGGAUCGGCAAGUUUAGAAUGGAAGGCAAGAACCGGAGAGACAGCCAAACAGUGAGCACCCGUGUUUUACGUCUUGCAGAAAUUUUGGCUGAAGAAAAUGCAACACCUUCCGCAAAUCAAAAGACCCUGUUGAAAAAGCGAUCUGCUGACAAAUCCAAGCUCUAG